GAUAAACGAGGAACUACCGAAAGUCUGAACUAGAGUUAAACAUUAAUUUAUCGUCAUAAUUUCGUUAUGCGCCCAGCCCGCCCUAUUUCGUUAGAUCAAGCAAAGCCCAAACCCUCACUCGCCAGCUACGACUCCUCCACCAUCGACGGCAGCUACAGCCACCGCCAAACAACGGCCACGACGCAGUCAGUAACGCAUUGAAUCUCGCUGCCUUCUUCUCCUGUUAUCAACAGCGGCGGCUGCGGUUUGCGACAAGCCCUUAGAUUUUGUUAUUGAAAAAAGUAUAGAAGAGUGCAAAUGCCUCCAUUAAAGUUGCACAACCUUAAAUUUCAAGUUGGGGAUUCACUAGAGUCAAAGUCCUUCCAGCGAGGUUAUCGUGGUGCAUGGUUUCGAUGCAAGAUCAGAGAAAUUCGCCAGAAAAAUGAUAUGGUGACCUAUCUGCUGGAGUAUAUUGACUAUCCUGACCAAAAGCCUAUUUGGACCAAGUUAUAUCAGAAGGGCCCAGCUAGUAUUAGCAAAUCAAAGAGAUCCAAUAUGGAGUUGAUGGUGCGACCUUCAUUUCCUACCAUCUAUCGAGAAAGUGAAAAGCCUGAUAUCAGUGCCAUCUCAGGAGUGAUCAUUAUUGUUGAUAACACAUGGAAGGUGGGGGAUUUGAUUGAUUGGUGGAAAGAUGAUUGCUAUUGGUCAGGAAGAGUGACUAAAAUACUGAGAAAUGAUCAAGUUAAGAUUGAUCUGCUGCCAGUUCCAUUUGGCGAGGGGAUGUCUGAUGUAGCUUCAAGCAGGGACCUGCGCCCUUCAUUGGAUUGGUGUCCGGAAAAGGGUUGGACAGUGCCUAUGCCCACUUUGCAGGAGGGUGGACACGGGCGUGUUUGUGCUGAGAUAGUUAAUCCACCAAGUACAGGGAUUAACAUCCAUGCUUCGGACGGAGCAGUGGAGGUUGGUCAGCCUGCAGUAAGGACAUAUUCUUCACACUCUUCUCAGAAUUCAAUAGUGAAGAGAAAGCAAUUUGACACUACUGGAAACCGUACGGAGAUUGAUGAAAUUGACAGUAAAAUCAGAAAAACUUGUUUUUCUGAUAGCAUUUCAAGUUCACACAGUAUGGAUGCAUCAAUUGGAAAUACGGAAAGGAUUCCCACAAAUGGUGAAUCCAAUAAUCAUGAGUAUCCCUCAAAAAAGAUGAGAAGCAGCGAUAGCCUUGGUUUGAAUUGCAUGUCUUCCAAUACAAUAGAAGCAGCAGUUUUGGACUUGGAGGAACUUGUAAAUAGGAUCAAAUGGUUAAGGGGUAUACUGAAUUUUGGGAUUCCAUCUUCAUGUACUAAGCAACCAUCUUGGGAAUUUUCCCAACACCAUGCAACCUAAUGUUAGACCUCAGGCUAAUAUGAUUUGGUGUUGAAUACUUUAUACAUAGUAUACAUUUCCUAUUUUCGGC
Arachis duranensis is the source of this 1429-nucleotide messenger RNA. RefSeq lists its product as uncharacterized. NCBI's taxonomy places the organism in Eukaryota, Viridiplantae, Streptophyta, Magnoliopsida, Fabales, Fabaceae. The transcript has 7 exons. The coding region runs from base 298 to 1359 and encodes 353 amino acids. The record is from RefSeq and is a predicted model, not a curated record.